Messenger RNA from Balaenoptera acutorostrata (minke whale), 1927 nucleotides. It is a transcript of the gene SCG3, whose product is annotated as secretogranin III. Gene Ontology annotation, cellular component: secretory granule membrane. Gene Ontology annotation, biological process: protein localization to secretory granule. NCBI's taxonomy places the organism in Eukaryota, Metazoa, Chordata, Mammalia, Artiodactyla, Balaenopteridae. Bases 307 to 1722 code for a protein of 471 amino acids. The transcript is spliced from 12 exons. The record is from RefSeq and is a predicted model, not a curated record.
GGGAGCGAGAAGAAGGCAACGCCCUAGCAGACCCGCUGCCCGCUCCGCGUCACAGGAACUUCAGCACCCACGGGGCGGACAGCGCUCUCCUCCACCUGAAGACCUGAGUCCCGAGCGCCCAGAGUCUUUCUAAUCCCUUUACUCCGGAGCCCCAGAGAGCUCCACCAGCUCCGAGUCCCCUCCACUCGCCCUCCCCGCGCCCGCCCUCCUCGCUCUUCCUGUUUUUACGCCUCCUUUUCAUUCAUAACAAAAGCUAUAGCACCGGGAGCCCGGCACCAGGCUGUUUCUGAAGCCAAGCGUGGAAGAAUGGGGUUCCUUUGGACCGGCACUUGGAUUGUGGUGUUGGUGCUCCACAGCAGCCCAAUUCAAGCUUUCCCCAAACCGGCAGGCAGCCAAGACAAACCCCUACAUAAUAGAGAAUUAAGUGCAGAAAGACCUCUGAAUGAGCAGAUUGCUGAAGCAGAAGCAGACAAGGUUAAAAAAACAUACCCUUCAGAAAACAAGCCAGGUGAGAGCAAUUAUUCCUUUGUUGAUAACUUGAACCUGCUAAAGGCUAUAACCGAAAAGGAAAAGAAUGACAAAGAAAGACAGUCCGUAAAAAGUUCUCCAAAUGAUAAUAAAUUGAACCUGGAAGAUGUUGAUUCAACCAAGAAUCGAAGACUGAUUGAUGAUUAUGAUUCUACUAAGAGUGGACUGGAUCAUAAAUUUCAAGAUGAUCCAGAUGGACUUCAUCAACUAGAUGGAACUUCUUUAACUGCUGAAGACAUUGUCCAGAAAAUUGCUACCAGGAUUUAUGAGGAAAAUGACAGAGGAGUAUUUGACAAGAUCGUUUCUAAACUGCUGAAUCUUGGCCUAAUCACAGAAAGCCAGGCACACACACUGGAAGAUGAAGUUGCAGAGGUUUUACAAAAACUGAUCUCUAAGGAAGCCAACGGUUAUGAAGAGGAACUCAGUAAGCCAACAAACAGGACUGAGAGUCAGGCCGGAAAAAUACCAGAGAAAGUGACUCCAAUGGCAGCAAUUCAAGAUGGUUUUGCUAAUGGAGAAAAUGACGAAACAGUAUCUAACACCUUAACCUUGACGAAUGGCUUGGAAAGGAGAACUAAAACCUACAGUGAAGACAACUUUGAGGAACUCCAGUAUUUCCCAAACUUCUAUGCACUACUGAAAAGUAUUGAUUCAGAAAAAGAGGCAAAAGAGAAAGAAACCCUGAUUACUAUCAUGAAAACGUUGAUCGACUUUGUGAAGAUGAUGGUAAAAUAUGGCACCGUAUCUCCAGAAGAAGGUGUUUCCUACCUUGAAAACUUGGAUGAAACAAUUGCUCUUCAGACCAAGAACAAGCUAGAAAAAAAUGUUACUGACAAUAAGAGCAAGCUUUUCCCAGUGCCAUCAGAGAAGAGUCAUGAAGAAACAGACAGUACCAAGGAAGAAGCUGCUAAGAUGGAAAAGGAAUAUGGAACCUUGAAGGAUUCCACAAAAUAUGAUGACUCCAGCCCAAGAGGAAAGACAGAUGAGCCAAAAGGGAAAACAGAAGCCUAUUUGGAAGCCAUUAGAAAAAAUAUUGAAUGGUUGAAGAAACACAACAAAAAAGAAAAUAAAGAAGAUUAUGACCUUUCAAAGAUGAGGGACUUCAUCAACCAACAAGCUGAUGCUUAUGUGGAGAAAGGCAUCCUGGAUAAAGAAGAAGCCGAUGCCAUUAAGCGUAUUUACAGCACCCUGUAAAAAUGGCAAAUGACCCAAGAGUCUUUUAACUGUUUCAGAAAACAUAGUGUAGCUUAAAACACUUCUAAUUCUGUGAUUAAAGUUAUUUUGACCCAAGGAUUAUUAGAAAGUGCUGAAUUUACAGUAGUUAAUCUGUUAGAAGUGGUUAAAACAUAGCUUUCUUGCCAUAAAAACUAUCCAAAAAGUAAAGUUGUACGUAAGCUGA